This is a messenger RNA of Humulus lupulus (European hop), 3978 nucleotides long. RefSeq names its product pumilio homolog 4. Gene Ontology annotation, biological process: post-transcriptional regulation of gene expression. NCBI's taxonomy places the organism in Eukaryota, Viridiplantae, Streptophyta, Magnoliopsida, Rosales, Cannabaceae. The record is from RefSeq and is a predicted model, not a curated record. The coding region runs from base 412 to 3441 and encodes 1009 amino acids. Gene Ontology annotation, cellular component: cytoplasm. The transcript has 11 exons. Gene Ontology annotation, molecular function: mRNA binding.
AGGAUAGAAUGUCGAUACCGUCGAUCUCCGUCCAUGUCUAAAUCAGACGGUCCUGGUUCAGUCUCCACUUCCUGUAAAAAAAAAAUGCAAAGCAACCGUUUAUGCAGAAUCUCAGGCGCACGCGAUCUCAUCGUUCUCCUCCAUUUUGUUUUUCUUCGCAUCGCACUUUUCUUUUUCUCUAUCUGUAAAAUUUGUUGUGAAUUUUCUUUCUAACCAAACAUAUCACUUGAAUUGAAUACUAAUAAUCAUAACAAUAAGCUUUUUAUAAGCCUGCAAUUUCCAUAUUCCUCUCAUUGUGUUACUUUUUUGGAUCAAAGAAUCCCUCGUUUUCACACGCCCAAUAAAGAUAGAAAGUUUCAGCUUCGAUUCCACGCCUUUCUUUCUCUGUUUUAGGAAAAUUCUAGCUUUGACAUGGCUACUGGAAGCGAUAUGGGUUUGUUAUCUAACCUAGAUAUUGGUAUGCAAGGACCGAGUGGGAGUUUAGAGGAUAGUAUUCAGACUGAGCUUGAAUUGAUUCUUCAAGAGCAGCGAAAUCGGAAGAUUGUGGAUCGGGAAAGGGAUCUGAAUAUGUAUAGAAGUGGCAGUGCUCCACCUACAGUAGAGGGUUCCUUAAGUGCUGUUGGUAGUCUUUUUGGGAACUCUGAUACAAGAGAAAUUAGCGGUAGAGUUUUCACUAAUGAUGGGGUUUUAUCCGAGGAUGAAAUUCGUUCACAUCCUGCUUAUCUUUCUUACUAUUAUUCUCAUGAUAGCAUUAACCCAAGAUUGCCCCCACCGUUGUUGUCAAGAGAGGAUUGGCGUGUUGCACAGAGAUUUCAAGCUGGUGGGUCUUCGUUUGGGGGUGCUGGGGACCGGAGGACUAAGAAGAUGGUCGAGGAUGGUGAGAGUUCGUCACUCUUUUCGAUGCAGCCAGGACUUUCUGUACAAAAGGCAGAGCAUGAGCUAAUGGAAUUGAGGAGUGGUAAUGGAAGGAAUCUUUCUAGGCAGACAUCUUUUGGGUGGGUUGAUAGAGGUGCAAACAGUUCAAUUGGAACCACAAACAGUGGGCUUGGUGCACGGAGGAAGAGUUUUGCUGACAUUCUGCAGGAGGGAGUUGAUCGACCGGCAUCCUUGUCUGGCUUCUUGUCACGCCCUUCAAGCCGGAAUUCUUUUGGUGACAGUGCGGAACUUUUUGACAGUCUGCAUAAUGGAGCUUCUCCUCACGGCCUGUCUGGAGUUCAAAGUCGUGGUACUGCAGGUUCUUAUUCUUUGGCAUCUGGUAUGAGUUCCUCUCUGUCAAGGAGCACAACACCUGAACCAAAGCUAGUUGGUCGAUCUCCUAGUUCUGGCCUUCCUCCUGUAGGAAGCAGAAUUUCCUCAGUUGAACAGAAGAAUGUUCGUGGCUUAAACAUCAAAAAUGGUCAUUCUUCUGGAAUGAAUGAUCUCGCUGAUAUUGCCGCUAACCUAUCUGGCUUAAGUCUGUCGAAUGUUAGAAGUAGAGAUAGGAAUAGUCAGGUCCAGUCCCAGCAUCAUCUUGAUAAUAAUUCCGAUUUUCAGUUCAGAACUGGCCAUAACCAAAAUCUGCAGCAAGAACUUAUGGACCAGGCCAAUGCUGAAAAUUUUUCUCUUGCAGCCACUUAUGUUGAUCUAGCUAGGCAAAAUGGGAUGUUGACAAACCUUAAUGCAUCUAAGUCAAGUUCCAAUAUGCAAGCCAACUUUCCAAAAAGGACUUCUUCCUCUGCCAAUCUUUAUUCACAAGUUGGUUCUUCAGGAUUUGGGGGUUUUGAAGGGCCAUAUUUUUAUCAACAGAAUCCAACUACUCCCGGAAUUGACUUCAGAGCUGGUGCUUUUCCUAAUCAGCAGAAUACAUCUAUGGACGGUCAUCUUGAUACAGCUUUUACUUCUAGUCAAAAUGGACAAAACAUGAAUAUCCUGGGAAACAAAGUUGGCCACGAUCUGCAUUCCUCAGUUAUUGAUCCACGAUAUGUCCAAUUUUUGCAAAGAAACUCUGAUUAUCCAACACGGGCUGCAACUAGUCUGGGUGAUCCUUCUUUGAUAAAAAACCAAUUUUCUACUUCUCAUGCUGACCUGGAAGGGCUUCAGAAAGCAUACCUUGAGACUUUGCUGGUUCAACAAAAAGAACAGUUAGAAUUGUCACUACUAGGUAAUUCUGGUGGUUUAGGUCAGGAUAAUUAUGCAAAUGCAUCUUAUAGACUUGGCACACCAUAUCUUGGAAACCCAAUGGCAAACACGGUUCUUCCCUCCGUUGGAUCUGGAAGUCCAAUGUUUCAGAAUGAAAGAUUUUCGCAUUUUCAUUCAAUGAAAAAUUCAAUGGGAGGAUCUGUUGGCUCAUGGAACUCGGAUAUUGGCAAUAAUGUAGAAGGUAGAUUCAUCUCAUCCCUGUUAGAUGAGUUCAAGAACAAUAAGACCAAGUCUUUUGAACUUUCAGACAUUAUUGAUCAUGUAGUUGAAUUCAGUACGGAUCAGUAUGGUAGUCGCUUUAUUCAACAGAAAUUAGAAACUGCGACACCUGAAGAAAAGAUCAUGAUAUUCCCUGAGAUUACUCCACAUGCGCGUACAUUGAUGACUGAUGUCUUUGGAAAUUACGUCAUACAGAAAUUCUUUGAACAUGGUACAGCAAGCCAAAGAAAGGAAUUGGCUAGCCAACUUACUGGCCAUGUUUUGCCUUUGAGUCUUCAAAUGUAUGGUUGCAGAGUGAUUCAGAAGGCCUUGGAGGUGGUGGAUGUGGAUCAGCAGACCCAAAUGGUGGCGGAGCUGGAUGGUUCAGUUAUGAAAUGUGUACGUGAUCAGAAUGGGAAUCAUGUAAUUCAAAAGUGUAUUGAGUGUGUCCCUCAAGAUCGUAUUCAAUUUAUUAUCUCAUCCUUUUAUGGUCAAGUUAUUACACUUUCCACCCAUCCUUACGGCUGCCGUGUUAUUCAGAGGGUCCUGGAACAUUGUGAUGAUUUAAAUACACAACAAAUUAUUAUGGAUGAAAUCAUGCAAUCUGUAUGCAAUCUUGCACAAGAUCAAUACGGAAAUUAUGUAAUUCAGCAUGUCCUUGAACAUGGUAAACCGCUGGAGAGGACUGCAAUUAUACGCCAACUUGCAGGCCAAAUUGUACGGAUGAGUCAGCAGAAGUUUGCUUCUAAUGUUGUCGAGAAGUGCUUAUCUUUUGGCAGUGCUGAGGAGCGUCAAUUUUUGGUAAAUGAGAUGCUUGGUUACACCGAGGAAAAUGAGCCCCUACAGGCCAUGAUGAAAGAUCCAUUUGGAAACUACGUUGUACAGAAAGUUCUAGAGACCUGCAGCGAUGAGAGUCUUGAGUUGAUUCUUUCUCGCAUUAAGGUUCAUUUGAAUGGUUUGAAGAGGUAUACUUAUGGAAAACACAUUGUUUCUCGUGUUGAGAAGCUCAUUGCAACUGGAGAAAGGCGCAUAAGUAUGUCAUCGUCUGCAAUUUCCUCUUCCUGAACUAUACCAAUUUGGAGCAAGGCAUUUUAAUCUUGCCACCACCAAUGGGCAUGCACCGUUUUGUACAGCUAACAUGGAUGGUGACUUUUUUAAGUUCUUGGAGUAUCAUAUACAGAGAUCAUUGGUUGUAAAUAAACACAUACCUAUAGAUCUACAUGAAUAAGAUCUCUGUCUACCUAUUUAUUGUAUAUUCGGCUUAGUAGUUAUCUGACUGAGAAUUCCACAGAAAAGGGUCGUUUUUAGGCUGCCCGGCGAGUUCUCAUUAACUGCCCUUUUGAGAGUACCACCAAAGUUCAUAGUUUGUAAAGCAAAUGUAAGUGUAAAUGGUUAACUAUAUUUCUAAGAGAGGGUAGAGUAAAUAAUUCUGUGGAGUUUUCUAUUUUGAGUAUAUAUUUACUUGCGUUGUACAUAUACUGCAAUCUUCGUAUGGAGAUUUGUAAAUUUUUGCCCUCGUCUUAAUGUUGCUGGCGUAACUCAACAAACUUGAAGUUGGCUUGUUGCCGUGGAUGAAUCUAUUAUUUUAGGACUUCAGUCUCA